Molecule: messenger RNA, 1157 nt
Organism: Ooceraea biroi (clonal raider ant)
Lineage: Eukaryota; Metazoa; Arthropoda; Insecta; Hymenoptera; Formicidae
Product: venom allergen 3
Cellular component (GO): extracellular region
Source: RefSeq, a predicted model, not a curated record
GCAGUUGGCAAGGAGUCACUAAAGUAGACGAUUGCAGAUUCGAAAACAGUCAAGACAGAAUCAUGGCAGGAAGCUGUAGUGUCUUCUGCCUUGCUAUAAUCGCGGCAGUGUUCGUGAGCGCAACCGCGGUCGACUACUGCAGUUUAGAGUCAUGCCCCAAUAUGCAUACAAUGUGCAGGUAUCCCUAUCCUAAUCCGGGACCAAUGUGCAGCAAUUGGAGAGACAAUGGUCUGACCGAUGAUGAGAAAGCCCGUAUAGUAAAGAAACAUAAUGAACUGAGGCAAAAAGUCGCGUCGGGCAAGGAAACCAGAGGAAUAAACGGGCCGCAACCACCAGCAGCUUAUAUGCCGGAUUUGACUUGGGAUAAUGAAUUGGCAAUGAUUGCACAAAGAUGGGUCAACCAAUGCCAACCGGGACACGAUGUGUGCAGAAACGUGCAAAGAUUCGCGGUUGGACAGAACAUGGCCAUUACCAUGAAUUCAGGACCGAACAACAGCCCCGUGGAGGACAUGAUCCAAAUGUGGUACGAUGAGGUAGCUCUGUUCGACAAUCGCCAAGUCUGGAGACUUACGUCCAUCAAUGGCGUGGGACACUACACGCAAAUUGUCUGGGCUAAGACGACCAAGAUCGGUUGUGGCCGCAUCAAGUAUACGGGAUCCGGCUGGAAUAACCAUUACUUCAUUUGUAACUAUGGUAAGGCUGGAAACUAUCUUGGUGAAGCAGUUUACGAAAUCAGAAAGUAAUCUUGUCUAUUUAUGUCAGUCGACAUCGAUAGUGUGUAGGCUACUAAGAACUAAAGAGAGAUCAAACAAGAGAAAGAUUUUUGUACAUACGUAAUAUGUGUGUUAAACAUAUAACUCAAGAUUAAAAUAUAAAUAAAUAAAUCAGGGAUUAUAAGCAUUCUGGUUUACUACGGUGUAUCUUAUUGUUAAUACUUUUACUGUAGCGUUCAUUAUUACAAUAACAGUUUAGCUCCUUAAAGUCCACAUUUUUCCCGAAAAGUGAAAUAGAUCAGCAAUAAAUUUUAAUUAUUAGCUGAUAAGAGCAUACACUUGUUAUCAUAUAAGAAUUAACUAUAAUAUUAUUUGUACUCACACGUUACUCACGAUAAUGUUUUAUGUUUUAACAAAUAAAAUCUUUUAUUUCUAAUGCAUAAA